Molecule: messenger RNA, 240 nt
Organism: Gongylonema pulchrum
Lineage: Eukaryota; Metazoa; Nematoda; Chromadorea; Rhabditida; Gongylonematidae
Source: the annotation of a GenBank genome assembly
AUGCGUUUUGUGCUUCCACUGCGAAUACAUUAUGGGGGUUUGGAAAAGGAGCGGCAACGUCGUCGAGCGUUUCAUAAGCAACAGAAAGCUGCCAAAACAUUAGCAAUCGUUGUCGGUGCAUUCAUUUUGUGUUGGACACCAUUCUUUGCUAUCCACUCAUUGUGUGGAUUGACGGAAACCGAGUUGGUUCCGGACUAUCUGAUGGAUAUUUUCACAUGGCUUGGAUAUUUCAACAGGUAG